Molecule: messenger RNA, 4072 nt
Organism: Fragaria vesca subsp. vesca
Lineage: Eukaryota; Viridiplantae; Streptophyta; Magnoliopsida; Rosales; Rosaceae
Exons: 3
Coding region: 1-3537 (1178 amino acids)
Source: RefSeq, a predicted model, not a curated record
AUGAAUACAGUACGUGUAGAACUUACAAAUUCUAUUAGUCCAGAUUUGAGUUGGAAGGUUUCCAAGGGUUACAGAAGUGCACCAAGGCGAAGGAAAGCAGUUGAUAAAGGACUGAAAUUGGGUGCGGAGCCGGCAAAUAAGAUUACUAGAAGCUCUUCUGAAACGACUGUUUCUGAAUCAGAGAAGCUUGGUGUGGCUGUACUUGGAAGACGGUUCAGUGACAAAAUUGAGCAUGUACCGAUUAAGAAAAGACGAUUUAUGGUCCGUUCUCCUUCACCACCCCCUCGCUUAUCUUCUCAGUUACCUGAAAACAAGCAACUAGGUGUGAAGUCAUGUUCUAAAUCAAUCGCCAAAAAGCAUGCAUCCAAGAGUGGUACUUCCUCAGUGACUAGUUUUACUCGUAGUGCUGGUACUCUUCAUGAGAGUUUAACUGAGCCGGCAAAUGAAAAGCCUUGUUAUGGAGAAGACUUCUCUGGUAUUGAGAUAUUAGCUGCUGCUGCCUGUAACAAUAGCAUACAUGAUGACAUAGGUGAAGUUUUAUCACGGGAGGGGACAAAUGCAUCAACCUCUGCGAGGCCCCUGGAGAAAUCAGCUGCAUUGUUGUCAUCAACGCCAAUGAUAACUGAUUCAGAGAUGUCAGAAGGAAGAGAUGCAUCUUUGGAGACGAUACAUUAUUCCCCUAAAGAUGUAGUACAUGAAGAUAAAAUAGGGAACUCCUCUCUUGAGGAUAGCCUGGUUAAAACUAAUUCUGGUGAUGGUGAUGCUGAUGGUGAUGACCGCGCACUAGAGUCUUCAAAGGAUGUUAGGUUGCACUGGGAUCUAAAUGUUUGUAUGGAUGCUUGGGAGGAGCCCUCGGUGAUAGUUGAUCCUCAAGCAAAUGCUGUAGACAGCAUCUCUAUUGAUAGACAGACAGAGAAGCUGCCAGUUUCACAAGAUGUUGAGGCAAAGGGAUCCACAGAAGCUAAGAAUCCCAAACUGCUGCCUGCGGUUGAAGAUAUGAAACAGGGAAUGAAAACAUCACCUGACUCGGAAAUAAGUUAUGGUAAAUCUAGUCUGGCUGAUAAUGCUCUAGGGUCUUCAAAAGAUGCAGGUGUGGUUACAAAGAAUUCCAGUCUGGAUGUCUGCAUGGAUGCAUGUGUUGAUCAUUCCUGUGCUCGCUCUCAUAAUAUUGCAGGCACCACUUCCGUGCCUGUUGAAAAGAAUGGAUCACCACCUGCCAGUUCUGGUGCACAAGCGGGUGAAACUAUCUGUUCAGGAAAGAUCCAGGUCGAAAACCCUGUUUUGACUUGUGUGCCUGUUGUGGAGGGAGUUUCAUGUGAGAUGGGCAGCACUGUUGUAGAUGAUGAUGGUAAGGGCUCUGGUGCAACAUCCAGCUUCCGUGAUCCAAAAUCUCCUGAAGAGUCGGCAGCUGUUGAGAGCUGUCACUUACAGAAGAGUUGUCUAGAGGUCAAACCUGUAGGCAAAACAGAAGAUGUGAUUAAGCCUGCAUCAGGUGCAUCUGUUGGUGAAGGCCUCUCUUUGGUGACUUUAAUUGCAAAGGAUCAGGUCGAAGAUGCUUCUCAGACUCAUACUGUUAGUUCUCUACAAAAUACUGGAUCUUUAGGACUAAUGGCUAAAUCUUCCAUGAGUGCCACAAAGGAUCCAGGAGCUGUGGCCGGUCCCUCCCAUCAUGAGCAAUGCCACUAUGGUGAUGGUACUGCAGGAAUUGAAGUCACUACAGUAGAUUCUUCUGGUGUCAACUCUCACGUAUUUGAUAAGGAUCAAAUGGUUGCCACCAACCCCCCUGUGGAACAGGAGGUCGGAUAUGAUUCUCAAUAUGAAGACGGGGAGUUGAGGGAAUCAGAUGUACCUUAUUGGGAGGAGAAUGAGUUUGAUGAAGUUGAACGUGUUGAUUAUGGUUCUGAUACAUGUGACACUGAUGCUGCUGAUGGCUCUGCAUCAGGAAAAGUCGAAUGCAGAGAAACUGAAUUUUGUGGGAUAGAAUCUAGUAACAUUAAUAUGAACGUACAGGUUGUGCGAGGAUUUAGUCUCGGUUCUGAUAACGUGUGUGGAAAAGUUGAACAUUGCACUUCUGGAAAUGCUUUGAGACAAUCUUCAGUGGGUUCAAAGACGAGAACUUCUGGAUCUGAACAAUUGCCUGGUGAUUCUGAAGCUUCUUCAAACAGAAUUGCAGAAGCAACUGAGGGCUGCACAAUAAGGAAACAUACUGGUGAUUGCUAUGAUGGUCUCGAUGGCAAAGAUCCUGCCAAAGUGGAUGGAUCAAUGACAUCUGAUACCUUGAAUAGGAUGGGAACUUGCGCAAGGAGGUAUGACACCUUUGAAUUCUCCACUCGCUCUGAGGAGGUUGGUUCUGAUUAUUCCAUGGGAAAGGAAAGAUCCGAAUCACGUAUGCUUGGUAAGAGUUUGGGAGGUGUUCGUUUGGUUAAUCCUUCUAAGAGUUAUUUGGAUUCCAGACGCCGUGGAUCACCACCUUAUCGUGGUUCCUUUGGCUCUGGGCGUCCUAGACCUAGAAGUGGUAUUGAGAGUGAAGAAUAUGCAAUGGAUCCAGAUGAUACGUUUUCAGAAGCAGCAGAGGUUGUUGGAGUUCACAAUCGUGUUCGCAGGCAAGCGAUGAGUUACAAUUCAAAUCGUUCUUAUCAGCCCACAUUCAGAAGGAGAUCCCCAGAUACACAUAGGGGGAUGAUACCUAUGAGGGAUAUAAGUCCUGAUAGGAGAAGGUUACGAAGAUAUCCACAAGGAGUUGGUCGAGGUCUCAGGGAUUACCACAGACCUUUCCCUGAUGAGCUGAACGACAGUUCUUAUAAUGGGCCACGUCGUAUGACCAGGAGAGAACCAAGUGCAUCUCCCCCCGGCAGAGGACCUUAUUAUGGUAGACCUAAGUUCCAGUCUAGGGGCAGAAGUCGUUCUCCUCUCGCAUGGGAACGGAAUGAAGCUUCAAGACAUCGUGGUAGUAGGUCUCCUGAUUAUAGAUUUGAUGGUAAAAUGGAAAGGGGGAGAGUGCCCUUUCAGAAGAACAGUUUCGGACCAAAGUAUGAAGCAGGGUUCUUUUCCCCGCCAAAACGGCGGUUUUCCCCACAACACAACUCAAGAUGGUUUGAUGAUCGCAAUGGCGCUGGAGAUCAUAAUUUCAGAGGCAGGAGAGGAGGUGGAAGGAGAUUCCAACCGAGCCAAAGGUUUGAUUCAGUGCGUUCUAGGAGAGUGGAUUCAGAUGAUUAUUUUGAACCCAAUGUUCGUCCAAGAUUCUCGGAGUUGAACAAUGGUGGUAGGGAAUGUAGAUUCGAGGGCAGUGACGAAGAUAGAAGGAAGCCUGAAGGAAGAUUUGAAAUUGUUCAUCGGGUGAGGCGUUAUGAUUCUGAUGGUGUUGUGCGUCAGUUCCGUUAUGAGGGAGAAGAUCGGUUUGCAUCUCGCAAUGCACAGAACUGUAAGACACAGAACUUUGAUGACUUUGAUAAUAGGAGUGCCGAUCGACGGCCUCGAGAUGUUUACCUCGCAGAGCAGCAGCAGCAGCAGCAGAUAGAAAACAGAAGGGGCAAUUAAGCCAUAAUGACAGUAUUUAACUCCAGCUUUCAACUCAUUCAAAGUGUGAGGCGCAUAAAUUGAGAGGAAAAUCUUCUUCACCUUUGCGUCCGCUGAAACAGUUCUGUUUAUGCUCAGAUUUCUUUGCCAAGAUAGAUAGGAGUUCUUCCAUUUUUGUUUUUCCUUUCUUUUUACGGUGAAAGAGGUCCAGAUAUCACUGUUCCCGGCGGCUCGUCACUGCUUGUGGAAGCAGCUGCUCUUACCAUUCUGAUUGGCGUAGGCAAGAUUUUUUUUAGGUAGGGCCUGAUGUUGCUUUGUUAUCAUCCUGCAUUUGUUUUCACCUUAGAUAUUUAGUUGAUUAGUGAAAGAAUAUGCCAAGUUUUAGUUUGAAGGCUUUUCUCCAUUCCAUCUUUUAGUCCUUUCCUCUGUUGCUUUGGGUAUACCUUUCAAUCCAUUAUUUUUCUUGGUUUUAGACUUUUAGUGGAUAAUUAUCGUGACCUUGAUCUUUCUUCAGUGGGAAAAAUCAAUCAAAGGGUUAAUGGAACUGUUGACUGUC